Molecule: messenger RNA, 1398 nt
Organism: Penicillium psychrosexuale
Lineage: Eukaryota; Fungi; Ascomycota; Eurotiomycetes; Eurotiales; Aspergillaceae
Gene: cpcA
Product: amino acid starvation-responsive transcription factor GCN4
Exons: 2
Coding region: 1-1398 (465 amino acids)
Biological process (GO): regulation of DNA-templated transcription
Molecular function (GO): DNA-binding transcription factor activity
Source: RefSeq, a predicted model, not a curated record
AUGGACAUUAUUUCUCCAUCCGGAAACAGCCCUUUCAUCUCCUCUCUACCCCCUUCAGAGCCUCCUUUUGGAUCUCUGAACUUUAGCAUCGCGUCGCGUAGCUCCAGUUCUCCCAACAAAUUUACCCCGAUCGACUUAACGUCGUUCACCACGGAUUACCACCAGCAACCAUGGCUUCCAUCACCCCCACCUCCACAGCCCUUGGCUUCCAAUCAGAACAACAGCAACAACAACAGCAACAACAACAGUGCACUCGAGGACUUUGUGCUUUAUCCAUCAGCCACACCACACCCGCAGCCCCGCUUGCGUGUGCCUGUGAACACAACCCAUAGACCUUCUGCACUCCAGCCAUUCUUGGCGCAGAAUAACCCCCGACGACACUCUUUCAGUCUGCAGUUGCACCGACAUCUCCAGCAGCAGUUCUCUGGUUCACCUGUCCCAGACCCCAGAGUGACCCAGCUUGCCCGGUCCCCCUCUUAUUGGUCCCGUCCUACGUUCACGCACCACCGUUCUAAUACGGCUUCUGUGCCUUCCGAUUCUCCAAACACCAACCGCCCACCCAUCCCGCUUUUUAACGGUCAAAACCAAAACACGCAAACAUAUCGACGUGUCAUGUCUACUCCCAACUUCAUGGAAGGUAAUUUAUUCAUGUCGCCCUGUGAUAGCGAGUAUAUCGCUAACUUUUUGAAAGCUAACGAGGUUGACCUGUUUGGUCUCCCCUCGGGCGACUUCGCCGCUGGCAUGGAUUCAGCUCUUUCAUUCAACGAUCUCGGCCUGGCCAACUUCUCCCCUGAAGGUCCCCCGGGCACUAUCUCGCCGAGGGAUCUCAUGAUGGAUGCGUCUGUUCCUCCCUCCGGUACUUUCACCGACCUGAGCACUCCCUCAUUCGAGUCGCCCGGCAACUUCAGCCAAAACACCUCGCCCAUGUUCACCGACAUGGAUAUUGCCGGCCACGAAGAAUGGCCCUCUCUUUUCGAUCACUCGUCAGACCCACUUAAUGCCUUCGACCUUGCUACCUUGGAUGUCGCAGCUGCCUUCACUGAACCAAAGAAGCCAGCCAUGUCGACAAUCCCCAUGUCUCCUGUCUCCCCCCGCGCCAAGCGGUCGACGGCAUCCUCGCCUGUUCCCGCCUCCGGUACCGCCAAGCACUCCAGCGUCGCAGGUGUCAAUGCGCGAUCGCGCAAGAACCUGUCGCCUGUUGAGUUCGACCCCAAUGAUCCUAUUGCUGCUAAGCGCGCUCGUAACACCGAAGCGGCCCGCAAGUCGCGUGCCAAGAAGAUGGAGCGCCAGUUCAGCUCCGAGCGCCGCAUCGAGGAUCUCCAGAAGAUCAUCGCCGAACGCGACGCGGAGAUUGCCAAGCUUAAGGCUCAGCUCCAGAUUCAAAACGCCUACCAGUAA